Darwinula stevensoni is the source of this 666-nucleotide messenger RNA. Lineage: Eukaryota; Metazoa; Arthropoda; Ostracoda; Podocopida; Darwinulidae. The record is from the annotation of a GenBank genome assembly.
AUGUUCCUGGUGACGGUACUGUGCUUGGUCGGGGUGGUGCUGGGUGCACCCCAGGGGACGCCCGGUCGUCUCGUCGAUUCCGCCGAAAAGGAUGAUCCCUUCUUUGAUCCGAAUCCCAAAUACGGCUACGAAUACGCCGUGAACGACGCCCUGGAGCAAGUCUUCAUCCGCGCCGCCGAGCAACGCGACAUCGAACAGGUCCAGGGCACCUACAGCUACGUGACCCCCGAGGGCACCCUCAUCACCGUCACCUAUUCCUCCAAUCCGGGCACCGGCUUCGUCGCGGAGGUGCAGCGGCAGGACGGCGUCGUCGACAUCAAGCCGAGGCGACAAGAAUCCCCGAACGUCAACGACAUCAGACCCGUUCCGAUCCUUCAGAGCAUCCAGCCGGCAAGGCUCCGACCGGUCGCGGUCGUGAGACGGGUGGAGCAGCCACUCGCCGUCCAAGACGGCCAGCAACAGGCCACCCGCCAGGACCAGCAGUUCCAGGUCUUCCGCCAAGUGCAGCCCCUGCCACAGCCCCUGCCCCUGCCACAGCCCCUGCCACAGCCCCAGCAGGCCCCCACGGUUGCCAGAGCUAGGUCCGCGAGCUCUCGGGGUCAGCCGCUGGACAUCUUCGGCAGCGGGUCCUUCAUCCGAACCGACAACUAUCAAGUUCAGCUCUGA